GAAUAUUUUCAUUCGAUGACUACGACUGAAACUCGACUUGACUCGUCACUCAUCCGACUCGACUCAAUUUUGGAUCCAUUCGACCAAGUUCGAAAGAGGACCACACACCGCAUGACACUCUCAAAAACUCAUGUUCGUUUUGGUUGAUUGGAUUUGACCAUUGCUUACGAUUGCCUUUGGUGGAGAAGGAGGAUCGAGGAGCUACUUUAGAAGCUCAGACCACAAACAACAAUCUAUAUGUUAGGCGAAAGGAAGGAGGGAGGAAGGAACGACAAACCGCAAGGAUGAGCAGCAACGACCCCAGUGAAGCCGAUCAUGGCUCCAACUUUGUCCCAGGAGCUGGACCCGAACGGCAUGCCCCUCAAGCGUUGGACCAUUUCAAGCGUGGCUAUCGAGAACGAGCGGAUCUUCGCGAUCGAGAGACGUCCAACAUGGAAGAAGGUGGAGAUGACGAUGGAAAUAAGAAGAAGAGCGAGGAUCAGCAGCCGCCCGUCAAGCAGGAAGAACAACAGCCUCCUCCACAACAGCAGCAGCAACAACAACCACCACAAGACUAUGAUCGUCGGCCUCCGCAGCAGCAUCAUAGUCACCGAGGCGGUGGUGGUGGUGGCGGCCGAGGUGGCGGCUAUAAUUCACGAGGUCCGGCUCCUCCCCGAAAUCGAGAUGACAUGACCUUUCGAGAAUACCGAAGGUACAUGGAAGAGAAUCCACAGUUACAAGAACAUCAUGGAGGACAUCGCGGUGGACGAGGUGGCCGCCGUGGAAGUUACCAUGGACAUCAUGGAGGACACGGUGGCGGUGGGUCUCAUAUUAUUAAAGGAAUGGAUAUUCAGGCGCUUGUCGAUCGUCUACAGAGAGCCCACAACCAACAAGGCGUGGCGCAAGAAUUGGAAAUUGCCCGAGAAAAACAUCGAGAAGUCUUUGAAUCCGGCAAGGCCCUCACGGCAAUCAUCUCCAGUGUGGCACGACGCAGAAACAUGAAUUUGGCAAAAGCCAUUUGGGAUUGGAUUGAUCAAGUGGGAAUCCCCAAAAACACAUUCCACUACAAUUCCAUGAUUAGUGCUUGCGAGAAAGUUAAAGAUUAUCGCAAGGCUCUGCAUUUGAUGGAGGAAAUGAAACAAAAGAAUAUCGCCAAGAACGAAGUGACCUUCUCGAGCGCCAUUUCAGCUUGCGAAAAGUGUGGGCAAUGGCGAACCGCGCUGGAACUGUUGGAUCAAAUGAAAAAGGAAGGAGCAGGACAAACAGCAAUCGCCUACAAUGCGGCCAUUAGUGCCUGUGAGAAAGGUCUAGUCCCCAACAAAGCCGUCGAAAUCUUUGAACAAAUGAAGAGGGAAGGAAUCAAGCCAACCGUUGUGACUUAUUCAGCAUUGAUCAGUGCUGCCGAGAAAGGACAGCAGUGGAAGUUGGCUCUAGAAGUGCUGGAAGAAAUGAAGGCGGAAGGGCACGGUGCCAACGUUGUGGCGUACUCGGCCGCCAUUUCAGCCUUGAGCAAAGGACAACAAUGGGAGCUGGCUUUACAGCUAUUCCGAGAGAUUGAAGCUUCUGGAGGAACUCCCAGUAUCGUAACCUACAAUGCGACAAUGACAGCUUUGGAGAAAGGUCUCCAGUGGGAGAGAGCUCUCGACCUAUUUGAUGAGAUGAAAUCUCGCAAUCUGCCCAUUACCGUGGUUAGCUACGGAAGUGCGAUCAGUGCCUGCGACAAGGGACUCCAGUUCCGCCAGUGCUUGGAGUACCUGGAUGAAAUGACCGAAAUGGGCAUUAGCAAGAACGUCAUCAUCUUUGGUGCCGCCAUGUCUUGCAUGGAGAAGUGCUGCCGCGCGGACAUUGCCUUCCAGCUGAUGGACCGUAUGAAAAUCGAAGGAGUGUCUCCAAAUGUGCACAUCUACAACAGUGCGAUUUCGGCUUGUGCUCGUUGCAACUUGUGGGAAAAGGGAUACGAAUUGUUUCGUGAAAUGGAUGAAGUGCGCGUGACGAGAGACGUUGUGACAUACAACGCUGUGUUGGAUGCUGUGAGCAGUCAGAUCCAGUUGGGUCGCAAACUGUUUCAAGAAGGUGUUGAGAAAGGUUUCUAUGCCAGGGUUUCUCGUUUGGGAACCCAAUGGCUGGAGUUGGAUUUGCAUUUUCUGUCUUUGGGCGGUGGUGAAAUUGCUCUUGGGUGGUGGUUUGAGGAAUGCUUGGUUCCUUACCUUGUGAAUACCUCCAAAUUGGAAGCUGUUCAGUCCAUUUCAAUUGUGACUGGGUACGGAAAAACACGCCUUCGCGGAGCGCGACAAGGUGACGAUGGAAUGCGAAAGCGUGUUCGAGCGAUGCUCAAAUUCAUGAAUAUACAGGAAACUCCUCAGCCAAACCGUGGCCGAGUUCACAUCGACAAACAAAAGCUAAUCGAGGUUGUCAAGCAAAACGGUGGCCGUGUGAUCUUUGAUCUGCAGGGGUACGAAGCCUACAAAGAAGAGGAAACAACAGCCAACAAGUUCCCCGACGUUGAGCAAAAGGUCAGACCUCGCUAUCGUCCGGAGAAUGCCAAUAUGGGUGGCCCUCCUUUCAUUCGCGUGGAAACAGAAAGCACUUCUCCUGAAUUCAGACGUGGAGAAGACCAGGCUGCCGAUCAAGGAGCCGCACAGCCAGAGGCUUUCGAGGAUCGACGAGGACCAGGAGGUGGCGGCGGCGGCCGUUUCCCUGAGGAAGAGGGCAGCCGUAGGUAUGAUCAAGAUGGUGGCCGUCCAGGAGGCGACCGUCGUGGCAGUGAUCAUCACGACAGGAGGAACAGUCGACACGACGACAGGUAUGGUGGUGGAGGAGGUGGAAGGAACCACUACGAUUCCAGAAAUCGCCGUGGGAGCUACAAUGAUGAUAACGACCGAUACCGCAACGGAGGUGGCCGUCGUGGGAGCGAUCGUUACCAGGAUCGCCGCGGCGGACACGGCUAUGACGGUCGCGACAAUCGCAGAGGUAGUUACCACGACGAUCGUGGAGGCGGAGGUCGCUACAAUGAUCGCCGUGACGGCUAUCGACGAAACAGCUUCAACGACAGGCGAAGGAGCAGCAACUACGGCCCAGGCGGUGAAGGAUAUGGAGGUGGAGAAGACGAUCGCAGGCGCCAUGAUGACGGUUAUGGCCGUCCGGAUGAUCGUUCUGAGGACAGAAAUGGCCGGCUCAAUGGCAACAACCAGCGUGGUAGCAGCACUUGGGAGCCUCCAGCUGGUGCUUCCGGUGACGCCGCUGAUUACUACGGACGUGGUGGUGGUGGUGGCGAGGGAGAUGACAAUCGCUUCCCAGCAAAUCGAGACUCCUUCUCGCAGCCUCCUCGAGACGAGCAAGGUGGCGGCGGUGGUGCGCCCCCACCUCAUGCAGUUGGCGCUGGUAAGGAAGACAGCACCAGUCAAGAGGCUGCACCUACUCCCGGCAAAGAAGAUGGCGGUACAAACCAAGAACCGGCCAAGAAGCGCAACAGCUACAGCGGACGUGGUUACUCUUUGGAGCCCGCUUCAUCCAAGCGCACGCGCACAUCUUAAAAGCGUUUGGCUUUGCAUUGCGGAUGAGGCAGGUUCUUGAAUUCAAAGUUUUCAUUCGGUCUCUGUCAGCCGCAUUACUAGUAUUAAGUAAAAAAUUGGCUGCACUCGCGGUAGCUAAGGACAAAUACAUAAUCAAAGAUUACGUUACUUUAUGUCUCUUUCGUUGGUAAACCGAAGGGAACACACAACCGAAAACUGUUACUUUGGUGCAGGGAGUGGUAUUCUCCCGCAAUGGUACCCGCUCGAGAAAGCAAGGUUACAGUGUACUCGUACCACUACUUUGGCGGCUCCCUUUUACUUUCAAACGGCACGAUGAGCAAGACUGAACUUGGUUGCUUACUAACCGGGCACCAAUACCAGUACAAGCCAGUGCAACAGCAACGUUUACAGUAUCGCUCUUUCUAGCUACAACGUAGUAAUUUUAAUUAAUAAAACUACAUUUCCACUUCAGUUCCGAUUCCCAGCUCCCUGGCCUUGGUGACGACAAAGUCUGCCGUCAUGACAUCCUGAAUGGCAGUUCCCACCCCCUUGUAGAACGUACAGUCAUACAGACUGCCAUUGUUUGCUGGAGAAAAGCUCUGUGGAUCUGCCAGCGCAUCUCCUAGUAAUGUGAUGGGAUGCUCUGUAUUAGUUUUUUCUGCCAAAUGCUUCAAA
Molecule: messenger RNA, 4166 nt
Organism: Seminavis robusta
Lineage: Eukaryota; Bacillariophyta; Bacillariophyceae; Naviculales; Naviculaceae
Source: the annotation of a GenBank genome assembly